Molecule: messenger RNA, 1170 nt
Organism: Trifolium pratense (red clover)
Lineage: Eukaryota; Viridiplantae; Streptophyta; Magnoliopsida; Fabales; Fabaceae
Product: E3 ubiquitin-protein ligase RNF5
Exons: 2
Coding region: 171-869 (232 amino acids)
Biological process (GO): ubiquitin-dependent protein catabolic process
Cellular component (GO): endoplasmic reticulum
Molecular function (GO): ubiquitin-like protein conjugating enzyme binding; ubiquitin protein ligase activity; metal ion binding
Source: RefSeq, a predicted model, not a curated record
ACAAACGGUACCAUAGUAAAAUAUAAAAUCAUCAUUUAUUUCCAUUUACGCUCUGUUCUUUUACCCUUCGCAUCACGUGAAAAAAUAAUAAAAAUCCAUCCAAAUAAUAAUAACUCAUUAUUUUCUCUUUCGAGGUUUUGACUUCAACAAAAGAUCUAUCGUUUCUUCAGAUGGCAAGUGGGUUUGGGGAAUCAACAAGCAGGUCACCCCCAAGCCCUCCCUACUCGAGCAAUAAUAAUAACAAUGAUGCUGGCAAUUUUGAAUGCAACAUUUGCUUUGACUUAGCACAAGAUCCUAUUAUUACUUUGUGUGGUCAUCUUUUCUGCUGGCCUUGUCUUUACAAAUGGCUUCAUUUUCACUCACAGUCACGAGAAUGCCCAGUUUGUAAGGCAAUGAUUGAGGAGGAGAAGUUGGUUCCUUUAUAUGGGAGAGGAAAGACGUCAACUGAUCCAAGAUCGAAAUCUAUUCCCGGUGUUAAUAUCCCUCAUCGCCCUGCUGGUCAGAGACCUGAAACUGCUCCUCCACCUGAAUCAAAUCCUUUUUCUCAACAUGGAUUUGGAUUCACAGGUGGAUUGGGUGGACUGGGAGGAUUUGCACCAGCAACAACGGCAAGAUUUGGGAAUUUCACAUUUUCUGCAGGAUUUGGCAGUUUUAUACCAUCUUUAUUCAACUUUCAGAUGCAUGGAUUUCACGGUGGAGCCAUGUAUGGCGGAGCAGCUGGUUUCCCUUAUGGAUUUUCUAAUUCAUUUCAUGGUGGCCAUGUUCAUAGAUAUCCUCCGCACAUAGGUCAAGGCCAACAAGAUUAUUAUCUGAAGAGGCUGCUGAUGUUUGUUAUUUUCUGCGUGGUACUUGCUCUGCUUUGGCAAUAGAUUGGAUAGGAUUCAGACUGCUGAUAGAGCCGGACUGAAGCUCUUAUCAAUCUUCCUGUGUGCCUUUUUUUCCUAUUAUUAUUUUGUAACUGUGGAGGUUGUUCAUAUCAUACUCUCUUGUUACUGUUGUAGUUCGUCUCUAAUUAGUUUAUCGAUCUUGAUAUGCAUCCUUAAGCAAAAUUUCAUUUCAAGAUAAUGAAAUCAAAUGCAGAUAUAGAUGUUAGUUUGAUGUUUAUAUGCUGAUAAUAUAUAGCUAUGGCAUGAUUAUGGAAAUUAUAGUUUUUUCUCUCGGUGUUUGUUA